UGUUGAUAAUAAAAACAACUGACGGGAUCAACGUUCAAUUGGAUUCUGAGAAUGCUUAAAAACCAGACGGUUAAUGUCUCACAGUUUAUAAACAUUCACAUUAUUUGUUUUCGUGAAUAUCUUAUAAUUUAGAGUUUUUAGCACUUUAUUUUACAAUGUUUUAAGAAACUAAAAAGUUAUGGAAACAUGGAGAAAUAGAGUUGCCUUGGUAACUGGAGCAUCAAUGGGUAUCGGAUAUAUAACAUGCAAGAAUCUAGCUAAACAUGGCAUGAAAGUUGUUGGCUGUGCAAGAUCUGCAGACAAACUGAAGGAUUUGGAAGAACAAAUUCUAGUAAGUGGUGGCCAGUUCCUACCAAUUAUUUGUGAUUUACGAAAGCAAGACGAUAUCAUGGAGAUGUUUGCUAUGAUAAAAAAGAGAUGGAGCGGUGUUGAUGUUUGUAUAAACAAUGCUGGUUUGUCACUGGAUGCCCCGAUUAUUAACGGAGAUGUUUCUUCCUGGGAAAACAUGUGGCAGGUGAAUGUGAUGGCUGUAUGUCUGUGUACAAGAGAGUCUGUGAAAAUGAUGAGGGCCAACAGAGUUGAUGAUGGUCAUAUCAUUAAUAUCAACAGUUUAUCCGGACAUCGUUGUGGCAAAGCACACUUUUAUUCAGCUACUAAAUAUGCAGUGACUGCAUUAACUGAAGGCAUUAGAUGGGAACUAAGAGAAAUAAACAGUCAUAUCAAAAUAACAAGUAUCAGUCCAGGCUUAGUGAAGACUAAUUUUGCCUGUACUGCAGUUGGAGAAGCUGCAGCUAACGAAUGUUACAGUACAAGACAAGGUCUGGAUCCUCAGGACAUCGCCAAUGCCAUAGAAACAGUUUUAUCUUACCCAUCACAUGUCCAGGUUAGUGAAAUGAUGAUUCGCCCGACAGAACAAGUUGUGUAGGAGUAUUACACAAAGAAAAGUAUUAUAAUAAAAGUGUAGAUACAAUCAUAUAGAUUCAGCUCAUUGAGUAUGUUUUACUGUUUGGAAGUAAAUUACUAAUAAAAGUGUAGAUACAAUUAUAUAGAUUCAGCUCAUUGAGUAUGUUUUACUGUUUGGAAGUAAAUUACUAAUAAAAGUGUAGAUACAAUUAUAUAGAUUCAGCUCAUUGAGUAUGUUUUACUGUUUGGUAGUAAAUUACUAAUAAAAGUGAAUCCAUAUUUAGAUUGAGAACUAGUGGAAACUCCAAAAACAUCAAAUAUAGUAAUAUAUGAAAUAAAUAUACCCUCUGAUUCCAAUUCCCAACAGCAAAAAUAAAGAGAUGUUGAAGUCAAGGAAUAGGGUGAGAUAUGAAGGCAUAUUUUCUACAACAUACAUUCAAAUGCUAGCUUGAUAUAUGAUUAUACUUUAGUUUUCGAAAGCAUCUAGAGAAAAUGUUUUGUUUUUGAUUCUUUUUAUUGGAUACUUGGUCUUCUCAGCACCUGUGGUGUGAACAAUGCACAUUUAAAUUGUUUCCUCAUAGUAUAUACACUUCCGAUGACAAUAACUGACUUGAAAGCUUUCCGUUCUGCUAAAAAGAAGUAACAUUUUAUCAAUAAUGCUGGCUUGUCCGCUGGUGAAUGAGACAAUUUGUUGGAAGACUAGUGAAAUGUAUUGAAAAAUCCCACAAAUGUUCUUUCAAAGAAACAUAAUAAUUUGCAGGGUACGACAAGCGAUGUAGAGGUAACUGUGAAAGACAGUUUUUAUCUUCUGGUCAAGCAUGAGUUUUUUAUUUUAAUUCUGAAGACCUUCUGGUAAUUGUAAAGAUAACGAACAGCAAUUAAGCAUUGUUAUAUGAUUGAAUUGUUUACAACCUAGUAUUCAAUGGGAUAUAAUAGUGUCACAUAUAUUAUAGUAUCCAUUUAAAAUCCCUUUCUUCAAAGUUUCGACCCCAGUUUGUACCUUGAGCUUUUUAGACGCAGUAAAAUAUGUACUGUAAAUUCAGAAAUUAUUGUGUGCAUUUAUUUCGAUUUUAUGAAAAGUUACAUACAGAUAUAUGUACAUGUAUCAAAUAUUAGAAAGCAAGUUCUUAUUAUUGAGAUACUCCUGAAGUCGCAAUAUUUGCAUUAGCAAUAAUUUCUGUCACAUAUUGUGAGAAGUUUUGGUUGAUAAUUCGUUAAAAAGACAUUUUGGUUUGCAGACAAUAACUUAAGUAUACAUUUUUUAAGUGUAUGGAUCUCUAUGAAAUUUUAGCACAAGGUUCCAUACCACAUUAAGAGGGUUGGGAUUGAUUUUGGGGGUUAUUGUCGUAGUUUUGUAAUUAGGGUCCAAAAACAAUUAUUUUUCUGGUUUGCAGACAAUAACUUAUUGUAUAGAUUCAGCUCAUUGAGUAUGUUUUACUGUUUGGAAGUAAAUUACUAAUAAAAGUGUAGAUACAAUUA
Messenger RNA from Mytilus californianus (California mussel), 2382 nucleotides. RefSeq names its product dehydrogenase/reductase SDR family member 11-like. NCBI's taxonomy places the organism in Eukaryota, Metazoa, Mollusca, Bivalvia, Mytilida, Mytilidae. The record is from RefSeq and is a predicted model, not a curated record. The transcript is spliced from 6 exons. Bases 179 to 925 code for a protein of 248 amino acids. Gene Ontology annotation, molecular function: oxidoreductase activity.